GUAGCUCCCAAGGAAAUAGAAGCACGAGGAAAAAGAGCGCAGCUUGUUUAUCAACGUGCUCUUAGAGAUGGAGCUGUUAAUGUUCAACGAGCUCGGAUAUUGCUUAUUGGUCAGGAUAGAGCAGGAAAAACAAGUUUGAAAAAAUCUCUCAUUGGUCUACCAUUUGAUCCUAAAGAAAAUAGUACUGAAGGAAUUGAAGUGGAUCCGUCAAUCUUUCAAGUGGAUGCUCACGAAGUUAAGAACUGGCAACCCAUUGAUAAGAGUGAGCGAGGGUUGUUGGGCUGUUCUAAAGCUGUGGCACAGAUGGUGGUAGAAAAGCUUUGUAUUUUAAAUCGCUAUAAUUGGUUUCGGGAGGAGGAAAAAGGUGCAGAAAAGCACGACAGUGAUCACCUUCGAAAUGAAAAUUAUAAGAAUGGGGAAAAGGCUGGUGAUGCUGAUGAUGAAAAGGAAGACGAUUCAUUUUUUAACCAGGUUUGUCUCUAGUUAAUCCUCUCAUUUUAUUGUACUUAUCAAGUAUUAUUAAGUAUUACCUAUAAUAUCAUAGGUGACGAAUUACUCCUUAAUUUUGGCGUGAAAUUUCAGCGUUAAUUUGUAAUUUCACAUGUGAAAUUAUGUGAAAUUACAAAAUUGCCAUGGCAACCGUUCCGUACGUCUUAGUGUCAAGAUCGCGACGAAGUUUUAAACUGCCGUGAAUGAAGAUGUCAGGGCACAAAAAGACGCUUUAGAAAAGCUGAACACACAAGAGAACAUCAAGGAGGAUUCUAACAGGUAUGUUGCCGAAAAAGUCUGAAAAAUUCUGAACUGUAUAAGCCAAAUUUAAGGUCUAAACAUUUGAGAGAGUGGAGUUCUCGAUCGAUACGAUCCAGGAUAAACAUGUCAAAAAUCCAAGAUUGCUAACGUAAUUCGUCUCCCAUGAUAUUAAUAGGUAAUCAAAUGGUAUACUCGUGAAAAAAAAAAUUAUUCCCUAAUUUCACUCAUCACCAUUUGAUUACACACAGUAAAAAUAUUUAGUUACUAUAACUCAAUGUCAACGCUUAAGAAAAUCAUUUGGAAGGAACUUUUAAAGCCCCGUUCACACAAAUCGGAAUAUUUUUGAAACCAUAUACAUUAUUAAUUACAUGAAUCGGGCUUCCCUCCACAUCCCGGGAAUUAAUUCACUCACCAAAACCGCAUCUUUUUGAAACCGCUCUCCGCAGUGUUUUUCUUGAUUCCGUCGUUAGCAGUGAGUCGAUCGGUUUUUUGGUAAAUUUGACUCUGAAAAAAGGAAUCUAUUGUCUUAGAAAAAGUGUAGAAAAAGUCGUGAAUUUAAGAUAAAAUCAGAUGGUUUGGAAAAGUUGUUUGACAGCUCCAUGAAAGCGCAAUAUACUAUUCAGCUACUUUAAGAAACUUUUCGAAUGCAAAUAUAUCUCCAUCAUCAGUUAGCCCGAGCAAAACUUACUAGUUAUUUACAAGAAGCAAUAAGACGAGACAGCUUUUGUUUUUUCUUAUGCAUAAAAUUUCGUUACCAAGCAUGAAACGGGUUUGCAUUCUUGAAUACAUACAUAGAGGAUGUUACACGGUGGCGCGAAGAUAUGAAUUUUAUUUUCGAGUAGCAAAACAAUAUUUUACGAACGAGAGCAGCGAGUGAGUAAAAUAUUGUUUUUGCCUUUAUUUAUUUCACGUCCCCACGGGGCCUUUCAAUGAAAUAUAAUUAUACAAAACAAAAUACAAAAAGUUCUACGUGUCCAAAAAUUAAAAUAAUCUUAUAAAUUCAGUUAGAGUCCAUUGGAAGUCUUUUUCUCAACAUAGUCUUAAAUGACUUUACAUUAUAUUUUGCGGCAGAGCGUUCCAUAGAGAUACUUUUCUAUAAUAAAAAGUUCUUUCGCCAGUUGCAAAUCUAAAACAUAGGCACGUUUAACGUGCAUGAGAUAUUUUGAAUGCUUCAGUGUAACCUUACCAAGAGUCAUGACCUUUUUCAUCCUAAAUGUAGAAUGGAUUUUUGUGCGAAAUUGGGUAUUACGGUACAUAAAUGAAAACGCGCAACACUCAACUGAGUCGAUCCUCAUGCUAUAUAUUCACUUUCCUCUGUUUUUCCCUGAUACAUCCAGUUCAAGUUAAACAAAUUGUUAAAGCACAUGAAAUAUCAACUCACCAAACGUUGAUUAGAGGAAAAACUCUAAGGUUUCCUCGGAGUUUCUUAAGAAAAUGUGGCUCAUCGAAUACCGAAUCGUUACAAAAUGCCAGGAUUUUUAUCAUUGUGGUAGAUGGUUGCAUCUUCAUAAUUCACGAGGUUUUCACGUGCGAUUCUACUCAGUGAAACAGUCUUUAAACUCUGACAACUUAAUUCUUCAUGUUUUAAAAGCUAUUGCUUCUUAAAAGACAAGGUUUGAAACAGGUCUUCACACGUUCAAGUUACUAUUAUUACUGUGAAAAGCCAAUCUGUAUGAGAUGUACAGUCACACAGCUGGCACGUGAAAGUGUUGGACUUUGCCCCUUUUAAAAUUUGUACGUGAAAGAACGCAUAAUUGUAAGGAGAUGAUUUCGCUCAAACGAUUUUAACAAAUCACCUCCUUUUCUAACAUCUGCAAUAAAAUUAUGCCUCAUUCAUUGUACUUUAAUUUUAACAGAAUGAUUGUCUGCUGAAAUACUGAUUUCUACUCAUCUCAUGUUAUUCCACUCAAUGAAACAAUCUCUAAUUAUUUCGUCAACUUGCUACUUCCAAGUUUAUUCGCUAAAAAAAAACCGCAAAAGUUACGCAUCUUUACUUAUCCACUGAGUUUUAAUUACUUUUAUGACAGCAAACAUGUAUCAGAUAUGGUUACCCUUAAGUUGCCAGAACGUGAAUUUAAAAGUAUGUUGAACUUCGUGCGAGAGAGAAUAAAGCAUGUUUACUCGGUACAGCUUUAAAAAAAUCAACUCUUGUUCAAGCUUCUAAAACCCAAUUACGCAUACUUGCAAGUUAAAGUCACUAUCUAAAUACCAAUUAUUAACGUUUCAUUUUUAGACCUUUGAAAACUGUUAUUUUUUGUACUUCACUUUGAAGGAGGUGAAACAUCUUCACGUACGUUGUGCGGCUCGCGAUAGCCGAAUUAGGUCAUAAAUGUCUUAAACCAGCAGCUACACUAAAAUAUGAACCCUUAAACAGCUGCAUCACUGUACUCACCGUUUGAAUCAUGAAGAUGUUUAAAUGUUAUGCUUCGUAACACCUUGGUGUUCUUUAGUCUUUACAGCAGCUCAUAUGUCUUGUUAACAGCAUCACUUAACGAAUUCUGCUAGACAACUAACUAGCUAAUCUCAGCUACUAACUAACUUGUGCUAAAUGCUGGCAACUUAUAUAAGUAAAACGUAGGUACGUUCAGGCUUGCUGACCAUCAGAGUUACAAUCGCUUUUCCGAAUGAAGUAAACAAAUUUCCUGUUGAUAACCAAAGUGGAAUAAACAACCCAUAAGAAAACCAAUGAAAGCCUGACAGCUACACUCACGUGGCUCUACCUUAAACCAAAACAGGAACACUGAUGUAAGUAACAAUCAAGGUCAGCGAUGGUUCCAAAACGUGCCCACUUCAAGGACUGACACUCAAAUUUAAUAAAUGACAUUCAUGUUGAAAAACUACUUUAAAAGGUAAUAGAAUUUGAAAACCUGUCGACACAAAUACGGAUUAACCUUGAUCUAUAAACUGAUCAUAACAAGACUCUAGUAACGAGUGAAACGUCAAGAACAAACACGAAAUAAACUUAAAAUAACCUACAGAAUACUUCACAACAUUCCUCCCUCCUUAGAAGAGGCACCGUCCUCGAUGCAAUUGGACGUAUAUAAAUGAAAAAUUAAGGAACAAACGUAACUAGCGGAAGAACACUAAGGAAAAUUUGAAAAACUAUUGAGGAAAUAAUGAGAAAUAUCAAAACGACUAUAAAACUACCACUAAUAUUAAUUAAGAGUUCAAAGUUAAAUGUCCAAAGUAGAUGAAAGUUCUUGAGUCCUGAGUGCUUGAAAACAAAUGCAUAUUAGCGUUCUAGUGUGAACAUCUUGAAAAAGUUUAGAUUGGUAGACACAGAUUCAUCUUGUAGGAGAACAGACGACGACUCGUGCUGCAAUUUAUCUCGUCUUGUAAUUAGCGCUGUCUGCUGACUUCAUACUGAGGUUGUUUGAAGCAGACAAUGCAUGUCUCGUGAAUAGCUGGCUAUCUUGCUUGUAACAUAUGCUUUUGUUAUAAUACAAUUUCAUGAAAAAGCAGUGAACUUGUCUGUUAAAGAUAGAAUGUUCUGGCCAGUAAUAGAAUAAACAGGCAUAGUUCGGCUUAAACGUAACCAAGUAGAGGUCAAACUCCACCACAUAGCACAGCCGACGUUUUAAAUUCAGGUGUGUUUUUGACUUCUCCUCUUCUCCGGUUAUAUGCAGUUCCACUUCACAGGAGUAGAUUAAUGAAGAUUCGAAGAACCGUUGAAUAAAUGACGAAUUACCAUUGCAAACAAUUAACAAAAUGGCUACAAAAAAGGACAACAGCUAUCUAAUCACCUAACACGUACGGCUCAACAAAAUAACAUAAUACCCAUCUCAGACAAAAUCUACCAAUCAAAAUCAAAAAUCUUCAUUUACACUUGACAACAUUUAAAGCUUGGUAGCUUGACGGGUCGUACGUAAAAAGCAACACUUAACGAGUAGGAACAUAGUAAUCUUAGCUAAAGAAAGAAAACUUAUUAAACUUGAAGAUGAAAAACUUACAAAAAACCCUAACACUAGAAAGAUUGCAGAGAGAGAGAGAGAGAGAGAGAAAGAGAGAGGACGCUCAUGAAUCCAUCAAUAAAAAUAAAUUUGGGAAAAGUGAAUAGAAGUGUAAGUAAAAACACAAAACACAAACCCAGCAGCAAGGCAGACUACAACAAACUGGAGACUAAGACUAUUUUGGUGACCGGAGAUAAUUCUCAAUGAGACGUUUAUCCAAAAUAUUUUCUUCCGGUUCCCACGUUGAUGGACUUUUAGGAUAGUAGAGCCACUUGACCAAGUACUCAACCUUGCUGUUUCUCUUUCGAUGUUUUAGAACUUUUUCUGCACCAAACAUAGUUUUAUUGUCGAUAACAAUUGCUUCCGGAGUUGGUUGUUUUUCAUUUUGAAGUUGAUUCUUUGUCUUUUCUUGGUCUGAUUCUUUGUUUGAUUCUUUCUCUUCAUGAGAUUGUGGGGUCACUAGUGCUUGUUUGCCAACAGGAUUUCACUCAAUGUCUAAAGGAUUCUCUUCAGCAUGCACACAACUAUUUGGCUCAAAACAAUCUUUUGGAAUAUCAGAUUCAUCUAAAUAUGGCUCGGCGGGAUCUUCAUACGAUUUACGUGACACGAAAAAGCAACUUUUUUAUUGAUCAUGCGCAACUUAAAAUGCACUGGCGACAACUUCUCAACGAUUCUGUAUGGACCCAACCAGUUAUGCAUUAACUUUUUGGAUAAUCCUUUUCUAGUUCUCAGAGUAUAAACCCAAACGCGUUGGCCAACUUCAAAAACAGGUUCUUUUGUCUUUUGAUCAUAAUAAUCCUUCAUUUUUUGUUGUGCACGUCGUAAAUUUUCUCUAGCUAGAUUUUGCGCUAACUCAACCUUUUCUACAACACGUUUUCGAUAGUCAAGGACCGAAGUACUCAAAUCAUCAGCCGCAAGAGGCAAAUACUUGACGUCAAUUGGCAAGCGUGGCUCUCGCCCAUAAAGAAUGUCAAAAGGAGAAUCCCUAAUUGCAUCUAAAACAGAAGUCCUAUGCGCAAACAAAAUAAGCGGUAUGAACUCAUCCCAAUCUUUCUGGUUUUUGGAAAGGUACAUUGACAAAGACUGACACAAGGGAGAAUUAAACCUUUCUACAAGACGAUAGGUCUGUGGGCGAUAACUAGAAGUAUUGACCUUUUGAAUUUGAAUAUUUUACAAACUUCUGCAACGACCUUAAAAAGUUAGUUCCCCUGUCAGAGAGCAACGCACGUGGUGCCCCAUGUCUAGAAACCUCUUGCCCGGGUUCUCCACCAAAAAUAUCUAGGGGGUUUACGAGCAACUCGCUCGCUAAGCGUAGAAGUACCAGAUAUCUGAGUUUACAUACAUCUUGGUGUUCUUUAAUCUUUACAGCAGCUCAUAUGUCUUGUUUACAGCAUCACUUAACGAAUUCUGCUAGACAACUAACUAGCUAAUCUCAGCUACUAACUAACUUGUGCUAAAUGCUGGCAACUUCUAUAAGUAAAACAUAGGUACGUUCAGGCUUGCUGACCAUCAGAGUUACAAUCGCUUUUCCCAAUGACUUAAACGAAUUUCCUGUUGAUAACCGAAGUGGGAUAAACAACCCAUAAGAAAACCAAUGAAAACCUGACAGCUACACUCACGAGGCUCUACCUUAAACCAAAACAGGAACACUGAUGUAGGUAACAAUAGAGGUAAGCGAUGGUUCCAAAACGUGCCCACUUAAAGGACUGACACUCCAGUUUAAUAAAUGACAUUCAUGUUGAAAAACUACUUUAAAAGGUUAUAGAAUUUGCGGAUCUAUAAACUGAUCAUAACAAGACUCUAGUCACGAGUGAAACAUCAAGCACAAACAGGAAAUAAACUUAAAAUAACCCAUAACAUACUUCACAACAUUUGUGAUGUAUUACUCCAAAUUGAGGAGCAAUAAUAAAGUUUGUUAAAAUCUAAGGCAUUGAUUAUAUUAAUUAAACUGCGGUUAUCAAAGCAGUGUUUGACGCGAUAUACCUCACCUAAUCGCGACAUACAAGAAGCGGCAGUUGCCGUGACAUGAUCAUUGAAACUUACUGACAGUAUCAAGUAUAACACCAAGGUCUCUGGCGGCCUCUAAUAGGGUAAGCUGUUUUCCAAGGGGCGAAAGCUGGAAGUUGACAAUCUCUGCGGCCAUCUGCUUACUGUCACAGACUAGGAGCUUCGUCUUGUCGGGGUUUAAUAGGAACUGGUUAUUAAAGCACCAGUUACGUAUUCUUGCAAGAUCUUGAUUUAUUUCUGUUAUUGUGUGAUUGGUAUCGAAGCUGGAACGACAAAAGGAACUUGGUGUCGUCCACGUAGCACUAAACAGAACAGUGUUCUCUUAGACUACGAGCAGCUUCUUCAGGCACCCGCCCAACUCACUGAUCGUCGCGCUAACGCUCGCACACUCGCACAUCGCGUGCUCUCACAGAUUUUCCAUCAAGAGGGACUGCUUUGUGUCUAGAAUACUCUGCUGGUUAAUUCCCAUUCACCCAAUGUAUGUUCGAGUUGGAUGGUCUCGUUUAAGGUAAACAAUGUUAUUUUCUUUUGGAAUUUACCAGCAACAGUUAAAGUUUUCUCUUUUUCUGGUUCCCUGCAACAGGUCCCUGAACUGUUAUCAUCAUCAGAGCCUGAACAUGAGUUACUGAUUGAUACUACUUCACCACCAGAGGAGAUCACAAAACACGCUAAGGAGUGGAUAAAGUAUGUAAAAGGUAAAAAAGCUGUUACUGAAAAAUCCGUUAGUAGCAUUGAACUGUGGGAUUUUGCUGGACAACAGCUGUACUAUGCUUCCCAUCCUGUAUUUUUAACAUCACGUGCAAUAUAUAUCUUGGUGUGCAACCUUAGCAAAUCAUUGCAUGACACUGCCAAACCCUGUGUGAGACAAGGAAAUCACAACUUCUCGUUGGACAACCCAAAUGGUGCAACAAAUUUGGAGAAUCUGCUGUCUUGGCUGUCCACCGUGCAUAGCAUCACGCAGAUGAGAGGAGAAAUCUGUGAUGAUGCAGGAGGAACGCUGCCUCAUUUGCGCCCCCCGGUGAUCAUUGUAGGUACCCAUGCAGACAAACCAUUUGAAGACAUUGCAUCAAUGAAGUUAAAAAUACAGGAAGCAAUUGCUGGUAAGGACUAUGAAGGACAUGUGGUGCGGCCUAUCUUCAGCAUCGACAACACUGCAAAAUUAAUUCAGAGAAGGUUGGAAAAGGUUUUCAGAAAAGAUAAAAACAUUGAUGGCAUCCAAGAGCUGAAGGACAAAAUCAUGGAAGUGUUGAGGCAGGAGCCAUACAUGGGAGAGAGGAUACCUGCAAGGUAAAUAAUGUCAAUAAAAUUUCCGCCCAUUUUAAGGGAUGAGGUGUGGCAGCAUUGAAUUUACAGUUUAUGUACAUAUACACCUGGGAGCCUUUGUUACAGUCCUUUUACGAUUUUGCCUUGUUUCAGCAGUACAUAGGUAGGGAUAGGGGUUGCUAAGCACGAAGGGUUGUUAGACUUUGCCCAGAGCAACUUAAGCUUCUUGAAUGCUAAGCAAUUCUCCCACGAGAAUCCAUUACUUGAUGGUUGUGCAGCUAGAUAUUCAAUAAGUCACAAAAGUCAAAAGCUUUGCUGGACGAAUUGUUCUGGGACCUUGGAAAGUAUGUCCUCAUUUCGGAGGGGUUACGAUCAUUGAAGUGGCUUCUUAUUAAUGACUUAAGGUUAAAUUGAAUGAUGUAGCUAUGCUUUUACCAUGAUGUUUAGGUGCAUCAACGGUCUUGUCCCAGACUACCUUGCAAAUAAGUUAAGUCACGAAUUCAAGGAUAGGAUAACUGGGUUUCUAAUAUGGUGUUUUUUAUUGAUGAUAUAAAUAUUGUAUUUUUAUAAUUAACCCUUAAAAUUAUCCGAAUCUGUAUUUCAUUAAUGCUGAAAACGCUACUCGGGACCUUCAAUUCAGUAUGAGAAAGUAUUUAUUCUUGUAAGUUAUUGCCAACGAGCAGCCCCGCGAAGACGAAAGGCUGCGAGGCGGCAGCCUAAUAGAGCCGUGCGCGAUUGUUCCAGGGGCAGAAAAAAUCUUGAAUCGAUGUAACAUAGAGUAAUGUAAGGCAACCAUGACGUAAUGCAGGAUAGAGAAUGCAUUGUUUUCGAGCGAAAACGUGAUUUAUACAGAUCAGAGAAUCCACGAGUCGUGUGCGUGUUUGAGACUCCCGUGCUCAUCCCAUCUUCAACCAAUCGUCGGGUAGAUCAUUUCCAUCCUACGCGAUAACUGUCGCAUUUGCCCUCUGGAAUUUUUUAUUGCAUGCCGCUAAGAAAAAUAAUAACGCAGCGAAAUUUUUGUCUUUGAAGCAAAAUAAUUCGGAAGGAUUCAUUGGCGCAGCAUAAAUUUUUUUUAGCUUUAAAAAGAGACCAAAUAUAAGUCUACGUUAAAUAUUCGCGGACUUUUAAUAUGAUUUUUCCAGGAUUUUAAGUUGACUUAUAAGACACUAAAUUUUACGCAAAAUGACUUUUGUGCGCAAUUUCGGACAAAAACACGAACUUCAGUAUCUCGAAAAAUUUGCUGGGUCAAGUCGGGAUUUCAAAUUCUUUAUGCAGUAGAACAGUUUAGUUCACUAUUUUCAAAAAACAAAUUAAAGCAAGGGGCACACAUACACCAAACCCAUGAUCUGCCUUCCCUGCGCAUUUCGUGGGAGAACUGCGCUGCGGUUCCAAAGCCAACAGCUCCCACAUGUGUUGUGUGGAGCCGGCACUUAAAGGACUCGCCUCGGCAUUAAAGCGUCUUUAUAAACGGGUUUUCCCUGGUCGCUGACCGAUGGCUAUGCCGUGCUGACAAGCCCCAGUAAGAGCGAAACAGCUGUCCAUGGCUGUGCGCAUGCGUUAGGUAAUGGCCAGUCCGUGGGUUGGUGUAUGUGUGCCCCUUGCAUUAAUUACUGGUAACUCGUGAUCCACCUUCCCCGCGCAUGUCGUGGUAGAACUGCUGUGCGGUUCCCAGCCAACAGCUCCCAUAUGGUUGUCUGCAGCUGGCGCUUGAUAGACUGCUUUGCACUCACCUCGGCAGUAAGAGGUUUUUGAGACACAGGCUUUUUCUGUUCAUUAACCCAACAGCCACUGCCCGCGUGAUAUGGCUGUGCGCAUGCGUGACUUGCUGGACCGGCCGUGGGUCGGUGCAGGUGUGCCCCUUGCUUUAAGUUUGCACUAUUUUCAACGCAGUCAAAUUAAGUUCAAUCGAUUUUUUAUCAAUUACUGUAUUUCUCGACAUUUCUAAAUACAUUAACAUACCGGCCAAGAACAAACGAAAACAAUAGUUAAUCCCUUCACUCCCGAAAAACGCGUUUUAAAUCCAGUCGAAACGGACACAACUGAAGACGUGAAAGCGAAUAUUAUCCUCGCAGUGUAAUGAACAACCUUAGCGGUUGAACACGAACCUGAAAAAAUUUAGCCCUGACUGGGAAGACAGGACUGAAAGAAUUUUCUCAGCUUAGCGUCAUGUGGAGAUCUUCACCCUUCUGUUUUAGAUUGUGUGCAUACUUCUGCAAAUGAAUCGAUUUAACUACCCUGCCCAUUGACAUGAAAACUUUUUUUAUAAACUAGGUGGCUGAACUUUGAGAAUGUUCUCAGUACUUUGCUGUCGAAGAAAGUUUACCACUUAAACUUGAAGAAACUUCAAACCUAUGCAAGGAACAACUGCUUUAUAACUGACGAGGAAGAGUUUACUACCAUGGUGGAUUUCUAUCAUGACCUGGGGAUAAUUAUCAAGCACUGUAACACAGUCAUUCUUAGCGCUGAGUGGUUAAUAGACCUAUUCAAACAGCUGAUCACUAUUCCACCUUUCGAUAAAAUGGUAAGGUCCGAAAUACAUUCGGUACGUGUUUUUCAACCGUUGCACUAGCUUUCUCUUCUAGGAUGGCACCCAUUUUAUCACAAACGUUUUUAACUCCUUAUAAUCACUCUAUGUUUUAUUUCUCAGGAACCCAAGGUUUCCAAUUUGUGGCAGGAAGUUAAGGAAAGUGGUGUCCUUAGCAUGGAACUUCUUCAUCAUGUAUUUUCUAAGUUUCUUUUGAAUGGCGUUGCAAAGGAUGACAUACUGGACCUGAUGGAACAAUUUGGUUUGAUUGCAAAGUUUUCACCUUGUAAAACUGCUGAAAAGUAUUUUGUGCCAUGCCAGCUCAGAAUGCCACCUGAUUCCAUUUGUGCCAUAGUACCCUCAAGCUCCGACCCUUGUCCUCUUCAUGUUUACUUUGUUACCGGUUUUGUUCCUCAUGGCCUAUUCACACGGCUUGUUUCUCGCUUGGUUAGGUGGUGUUCAGAGGCUGGUCCAGCUCAGGCCCCUACCCUAUAUCAAAAUGGAGCAUGGUUCAUCAUUGGGAGAAAAAUUCUCUAUGAUUUAGUUCUUAUUUGUAAGAAGCAGUUCAUAAAGUUUUUUGUCAAGCAAAAAACCCAGCUUCAGAAGAUUUCACUGGAGGACACAAGUGAAGUGGCAGUGCAGGUGCGCCAGUUUGUGGAGGUAACUUUACAAACUUUGUCACGUGAUCUUCUGUAUUUGCGUGGAUUGCAGUACGAGAUUCGUGUCGCCUGUCCGUACUGUCAGGUUGAUGAGUGCUCAGGCCAUAAUCAGAUGGGUUGUACGUAUGAAGACUGUCUUCACCUUCUGGAGUUGAAACGAGGUGAGCCACUGAUUUGCAAGAAAAAACCUUCAGAGAAAAUACUCACUGUUAGGGGACAGGAAAAGUGGUUCUCACAGAUAACAAGUGAGGUAGGUAAUAACAAGGUUCAGUCUCUAUCGAUGCUGAUGGUUAGAGCUACUUGUAUACAAACUGAAACUCGCACUCUUAAGUAUUGUCCCAUUAAAUGGCUAGUUGUCUAUCUGUACUUAAACCCUUUUUAAUAUGUAAGGUAUUAGGUUACAGAUGAUGCAUAGUGUAUGCCUCCAUGUGGUCCAACACAUGAAUCUCCGUAGUGCAGGAAAAGGAAGAGAGAUGAAAAUGACUAGAAGAAAUAAACUAAAACUAAGGUGACUUCGGUAUUAAGAAAGGCACAUUGAGCUAUGAUGCAAUUUUCUUCAUAACCAUUUGGUUUUAACGCGAUAGCUACGAGACUUUGCAAAGAACUAUAACAUCAUUCAGCAAUAAUAUAAAAAAAUCUGAUUUUACUGUUGGUAAAUAUUUUUUACGAAAUUAGUGCUUAAGCGGACCCUACUGUUCAAAGAAAAUCGCACCUUGUAAAAUAUUUUGCUCAUAUUUUUGACUGAAAUUUGUGGUAUCGGCUUUUAUUGAUGUAACAAGUGUGCCCUAUAAGAAAUCGUUGGAGCAGAAGUCCGCAACUAGCUAGAAAGUUUUUAGAAAUUCAGCUAAGUUUGUAAACCAAUUGCUCUCAGGGAGCCACCAAUUCGAAUUUUCAGGACAAUUGAUACUAAUGCUGCUUAUUCUUACUGCGCUUUUCACAAACAUGCGACCUCUAAAGUUCAAAAGCCGCCUUCGCGAUUGCGUUUUUCGCUGCCGUCAAUCAUAAUUACGAUCACAAGCAACGAACCUUGAAACACAGAAAGACACAAAACGGAUCGAAAUCCACCAAUCACAAAUCAUAAACCUUGACCUUUUGAACCCGUUAAAGGAAAGCUUUGUUUCCUAAGAGAUCCGUUAAGAUGAUUGACGGCAGCGAAAAACGCAAUUGUCAGUUGGCUUUUGAACUUUAGAAUUCGCGUGUUUGUGACAAGCGCAGUAAAACAAAGCCGCAGUAAAACAAAGCCAAUCGUGGUAUUCUUUAAAAGGUACUCUCUAGUUGUAGAAGCACUAUAAAUUGCUACAAACCUUAAUCUGAAGUCAAAUGACUCGUUUCUCGACAUUAAAGAAUUUCGAAGGACUUUCUAGUCACAGACUUCUGCUCGAAUGAUUUCGGGGAAAUUUAUAUGGCAUACGUAUUAUGUCAAUAAAAGCCAAUACCAGAAAUUUCAGUCAAAAAUAACAGCAAAAUUCUUUUCUCUGAACAGUAUGAUCCACUUUAAAAGCACUAAUUCGUAAAAGAUAUUUACCACUAGUAAAAUCGGAUUAUUUUAUAUUGUUGCUGAAUGAUAUUUGUAGUUCUUUCAGAAGUUUUGGUGCUAUCACCUUAAAACCAAAGACGUUAUGGCGAAAAGUUUGUCAUAGCCCCAUGCGGCUGUACUUAUGACGGAACCACCUUAAGUCAGUUGAUUAGGUCAAUUGUUGCUAUGUAGGGACUCAAAUGCUGAUACUUGAAGCUAAGACGAAGGAUUAGCCUUAAAAAUUCAGCCUUUGAAUAACCUUACAGAGGCCUAUUAACCUUAUCAGAUCUAUUGUUCAAUAAAUGUGUGUAUCGUACAGCCCCUCCAAUAUUCUUAAUCUUGUCCAUUCAUUGUUUGCUGUCAGAAUCUCUCGUCAUCAUUGCCACAUGGAAGGAAAAACUUUCACAUAUCACAUGACUUGCCGUAAGGGUUCUUUGUUAAGUCACAAUAACUGGCCUUCUGGCGGCGUUGGAGUUGGCAUUUGUGACUUCUAUAAGUCCAGUCUAGGUUUUUUUUUCUUAACAGCUAUUUCUGGCAUCUUCAAGUUGUUCAUAUCAUGUUUUAGUUGAAAAUGUCCAUGCUAGGCACCCAGAUAGAAUAGUUAUUCUAAAAUACGCGUUUUGUCUCCCGUACAGGAAGUGUAUACUCCAUCACCUGAUACUGCACAAAAUCUUCCAGAGCGUUCAAUCUUGAAAGUUGCUCUUCUGGCCAAUGAAUGGGGGUCAUCUAAGGGUGGCUUGUCAACAAUAAACAGAACACUUGCCAUACAUUUGGCAAAACACGCAAACGUCGAAGUCACUUUUCUUGUACCUGAAUUCGUGUGUGGCGAAGAAGACCAGAGAACUGCCAGAGGUUACAACAUUGCCAUUAAGGAAGUACAGCGUCGCCCAGCCUUCAAUGAUCCUCUUGACUGGUUGAGCUUUCCACCAAAAGAUCUUGACAUUCAAGUUGUAAUAGGUCAUGGUGCAAAGCUCGGUAGACAAGCACAAAUUAUUAGAGAGUAUCAUUGCUGCAAAUGGAUGCAAGUUGUGCACACUGAGCCUGAAGAGCUGGCAAUGCAUAAGAACUACGCUAACGCCAUUGCUAAAGGGGAAGGAAAGAACAGAGCUGAAGUUGAGUUGUGCCAAAUUGCAGAUCUCGUUGUGGCAGUUGGACCCAAGCUGAAGGAAGCUUUCGCAUCCAAACUUUGUUAUUCUCAUCGAGAUGUCUUUCAGUUGAUACCAGGUUCAUUUGCAGAGUUUUCAGAUACUAAACCUGCUAAACAAGAUAGUGCGACUUUUAAAGUGUUAACCUUUGGCCGCGGUGAUUUUGAAGACUUCAGUCUCAAAGGAUAUGACAUUGCUGCUAAAGCCAUUGUUGAGCUGCAGGAUAGUUCUUAUCGUCUGUUGUUUGUUGGUGCACCUGAUGGAAAGCAAGAUGAAGUCGCAGACAUUUUAUUGCAAACUGGCAUUUCAAGGAACCAGCUGACGGUCAGAUCAUUUGUACAAAACAAAGAAAGAUUAAAAGAGUUGUUUUGCGAAGUCGAUGUGGUCAUAAUGCCUUCAAGAAGUGAAGGAUUUGGGUUGACAGCACUGGAAGCGAUGUCAGCUGGUCUUUCCAUUCUAGUUAGUGGAAACUCCGGAUUCGGAGAAACACUGCGCGGUCUUACUGAGGGCAAGUCAGUUGUGAUCGAUUCUGAUGACCCCAAGGAAUGGGCAAAGGCAAUUGGUGUUAUCCGUCAAAAACCUGGGAUACAACGGCUCGAGGAAACCCGGAGAUUGCGAAAAGUUUAUGAAGAAAGGUUUAGUUGGAAAAGACAGUGCCAGCUGCUUGUUGAAAAGAUGUGGAAGAUGGUUUAUGGUAAGCUCUCGCACCUAUCUUCAGUGAAAUAAUGAUAAUUAGUUCUUGAACUGUUUAGUGUGCAAAUUCAUGCUAUUUUAUGUUUGAACUGACUGUCACUUAGUCUUUACAAGUCAGAGGUACAGCCGGCACCAAGUGGCAGCACACCACCUCACUUAAUAUGUCAUUUCAAGAUGCUUGGUGGUCGGCUCCUGCGCUUUAGGUCAGGCACUUGUUUAUUAAAUUGAUGUUCUAUGACGUUGCCAUCGUCACCUUACUCCUGUGUGGAUGAAAGACUUGGCAGAUCUCCUGCUGUUACAUCAAGAAGCAGCAGAAGAAAAAUUUCGAUUCACCUUAGGCAACCGAUAGCAAGACAAAGCUACCAUCGACCUUGCUGUCCUCAUGGGUUAGGCAACUUACAGUUAGACUUUCAUAGAGCGGGCAUCAUCAAAAUGAACUCUUCGUAUAUAGUAUUGCUUAGUAAUCUGUAUAUUUGUCCUAUGAGCAUAUAUAAAUACAAAAAGUACAUUAUAUACCUAUUCAGCACUCGGGAGAACUCAUUUGUCGCCAAAAUAGUCGGUAAUCGAUGUCAAGACUUUGUGAUGUCUCUUCUAGAUAGGGCCGUGAACAUUGGCAUGCUGUGAACUUGAGUUUUUCUAGCACACAGUUCGUAAUUUAGUCUACGUAUUAGUGAGGCUGAAUUUCUUUUAAAAUCCGUUGGUGGUUUUCUACUGAAUGCAUUAGCUCUCAUAACCUGUUUUGAGCAGUACACGCGGACUUCAAUGUCAAGUUUACAUUUAUAGAAGAUUGAUUUUUCCUUUACACCAAAGUAAUUGAAAGAAAAUAAUUCCUCACAUGAAAUUGUUCUCUUCUUCUUUUUGGUCUUGGAUUGGAGACGUGAUAAGGUGGCUUGAAACCUGAAUGACACCCUCUGGUAUUUGUAAGCACUACACCUCUUCAUGAUCAGGAAGUAAUUUUGUACUUUUGCUGUUUGCAGGUGACUUGACAUUCCACACACUUCAGCAGAUCCAGUUAGACGCACGCAGAGAACCCAACCAAACUGAACUGUCGCUGAAUUUAAAGAGGACUGCUCAAGAGAAAGGCUUUGUGAUUUCUGACAAUCAAGGACAGGGAAACUGCAUGUUUUUUGCUCUUUCAGAGCAGCUUGAUGUCGUAAAAGGAAUGAGGAUGUCUCAUGAAGAGAUACGGCAAACUGUGGUCCAUUAUCUUAUGGAACACCCUACGCUGGUAAGUUAAAUAACAGCAGUAACUAAAUAUAGUUCGUUACCUCUGAAAGGAAACGUUAUGUUCAAACAGUUAUAACAUUCUAGGGACAUUUGUUUGGACGACGUUGUGGUUUAAUAUUGUGACCAUUUUUACCACACCCCGCCACAGCAUUGUUAUGAAAUGCAGUGAUCAAUGUGAAGUGUUUACAUUUUAUCACAGCAUCGUCAGAACACUUUUUUUGUUCUGCAUGUGUCUACGCUUUUUGAACAACUCUGACAUAAAAAGCAAAAAAAAAAGAAAAGGCUGCUUUGACGCAUUUUAUCCGGCGUGGUUAACGAUUGCUUGUUGCUACUGUAAAUUUGGACCUUUGUUUUUCUUUUUUGUUAGUUCAAUAACCACACAACAGUUCAAUGACGACACAUUAGUUCAUUGAGCGUAAACUACAUGUUGCUGCGGGAAAAAUAGCCACAAAUACGUUAGAUAUAUUUCAUUAGAAUGUGUAGCAUUAAGUAAGUAAUAAAUACUCAUUUAGCAACGAUACAAGAACUAAAUUGAGAAAUAGCUAUGGUGCACUGUUAUUAAGUUCUAGUGAGCUCACUAACAUAGGAGGGGGGGGACAUAGACUGAUGUUAAUUUAAAAAUUCUAGUCUGCUCAGAAGGUCUGUCAUUCUCAUCAGGGGCACAGUGAACAGACUUGGAAAGAGAAUAUGCGCUGAAAAGGGAAAGCUAACUCGGUCCGGAGAAAACUUCACACUAAAUAACCCGACAAAGCGCGCGUUGAUAAAGCAGAAAACAUAACGGUUAACGGUGGAUGAAACCUUGUUUUUUGACUCUCUUUCCGCACGUUUCAAACUGUGGUACCACAGCUGGCCCCACGUGCCUGAGUCGACUACCAUCAAUCCAUGUUUAGUAAAUAGAUAUUUUUUACCGCACAAGUCCUGAACGUCCAACUUUCCUGGCUGUUUCAAACUUGAAAAUCCGCUGCACUGUUUCCUGACUAUAUUUCAAAGAGCUUUCGAUACGAUAAUGUCUGUGCAUAUAAGAGAUUAUAACAAUUUCAGGCAACGCCUUGGAACGGUACCAACAGUUUUCUUUCCGAAACGAAUUAGAAAUAAAGUUUCAAAUAUGUCUAACUCACCGCAGCUUGAAUAAAAACCACCAGUAGGAUGACCGAACUAUGUUUUCUUUACUCGAGAGCUUACGCCAUUGUACAUCACGCGCAAUUUCUUCAAAUGUUAACUGGUAACCGUCGUACACUUUCGCGCGCAACUUGAAGGAGUUACGUCACUAUAAUCCUGGUGUCCAAGUGUUUAUGCGAUAACGUGAGGCCUGUUCUCACCAAUUCGAUUUUCUUACUCCAAAGAAGAUAUAGACAAAAUACACAAACUAUUUUUUGAUCUAAACAUUUUCAUUAUGGGCAAAUCAGCACUUUUGCGCUGUUUUUAGUAUUUAAACGUUAUUUUUUUUGUCUUGCAGCCAGAUGGGACAGAGCUUUUCCAAUUUGUUGAUGGAUAUUCAUCUUGGGAUGCUUACCUAACAAGCAUGAUGACAGAUGGUACAUGGGGUGAUCACGUGAUUCUCCAUGGUGCGGCGACUCGCUUUGAAACAUGUAUUCACGUAAUCAGCAGUCUGCCGCAUCACAAUGACGUCAUAAUUUGCCCAGAGUAUGAUGAUACUGGUAACAACCGGCUUGUGCUGGGUCACGUGCAUGAGCUUCAUUAUGUUAGCCUUCUUCCAGUUUGA
This is a messenger RNA of Porites lobata, 17457 nucleotides long. The record is from the annotation of a GenBank genome assembly. NCBI's taxonomy places the organism in Eukaryota, Metazoa, Cnidaria, Anthozoa, Scleractinia, Poritidae.